AUGGAAGCCCACCACCUCCCCAGCACCGUCCCCGAGUCACAGGUGCUCAUCAUCAUGACCGGGGGCACCAUCUGCAUGCAGCGGUCACCAUCCGGCUUCGUACCCGCGCGGGGCUUCCAGGAAACAUGUCUCGCCAAAAUCCCCAUAUUCAACGACGGCUCGCGGCCGCAGCCGAUGAAAGUGGUCGUGGAUGCAGACGGGCGCGCAAAGAAAUAUGCCAGCCUUCGCACGCCGGCCAGUCUGUACGACCGCCAGGUACGGUAUACCGUACUCGAGUUUGAGGAAUUGCUAGACAGCAGCUCGAUUGAUUCCAGGGGAUGGGCGCUGAUUGCGCAGACCAUUUACAAUAAUUAUACCCUAUUUGACGCGUUUGUCGUGCUGCAUGGAACCGAUAGCUUGGCGUAUACCUGCUCAGCGUUGAGCUACAUGCUGCAGGAGCUCGGCAAGCCCGUGAUCUUGACUGGUUCGCAAGCGCCGAUGCUGGAGCUGCAAAACGACGCAUCAGACAACUUGCUCGGCAGUCUUGUUGUCGCAGGCCACUUUAUGAUCCCUGAGGUCUGUUUGUACUUCAACUACAAGCUCUUCCGCGGCAACCGAGCAACGAAAGUAUCUGCCAGCGACUUCGCUGCCUUCGACUCACCCAAUGCACCACCGCUGGCGGUGACCACGUCGAUGAGAACGCUGGUGAACUGGGAUCUAGUACGACGACCAACCAGCCUGCAACAUUUCAGCAUCCGCACCAACCUCGACACCAGCCACGUCGCGUGCCUACGAAUCUUCCCCGGCAUAAAGCCGGAAAUGGUCGACGCUGUGUUGAAGCUCGACGGUCUGCGAGGAUUAGUUCUCGAGACAUUUGGCGCUGGCAAUGCGCCUGGCGGCCAGGACAACGCGAUGACCAAGGUCCUCGCGAGCGCGAUUCAGCGGGGAAUUGUGAUUAUCAAUAUCACGCAGUGUCUCACCGGCCAUGUCAGUCCCGUGUACGCGCCCGGCAUGACGCUGUUCCGCGCUGGCGUGGUGGCCGGCCAGGAUAUGACGACGGAGGCGGCCCUCACGAAGCUGGCGUAUCUGCUUGCACUGCCAGAAUCAACGGCCGAGUCGGUGGCGAGGGAUAUGGCGGUGUCGCUGCGCGGCGAGCUCACGAACCACUCACAAACCGUCUUCCGGCAUCCAGACGGCGGGCUGUCGGAGCGCACGACGACGCUGACGGCGCUGGGCUACGCGAUUGCGCAGGGCGAUCUGGCGCGCGUGCAGGAUCUGGUCAAAGGCGAGAAUAUCUGGAUCCUGAACGAUGCGGAUUAUUCGGGGAAUACGCCGGUGCACAUCGCGGCUCACUCGCCGUCGCUCGAGAUCCUGCGGUUCUUCCUGCUGCAAGGCGCGUCGGUGCACUUGCGCAAUAGCGCGGGCCGCACGCCGCUGUUCCUGGCGGCGAGCGCGGGUCUGGCUGAGCAUGUCGUGCUGCUCCGCAAAUCCGGGGCGCAUCUUCACGCGGACGAGAAGGCGGUGGCCGAGAUACAGGCGCGACAGCGGCCGGGCGUGUGGAGUAUGGCGGGGAUGAAUCCGCUGAAUGGCAGUACAGACCAGUGGGCGGGGGGUACAGAGUGGUCGCCGAGCGUGAACGGGGUGGCGGGGUCGGCGCCGUAA
Talaromyces proteolyticus is the source of this 1641-nucleotide messenger RNA. Its product is annotated as putative lysophospholipase. The transcript has 4 exons. NCBI's taxonomy places the organism in Eukaryota, Fungi, Ascomycota, Eurotiomycetes, Eurotiales, Trichocomaceae. The record is from RefSeq and is a predicted model, not a curated record. Bases 1 to 1641 code for a protein of 546 amino acids. Gene Ontology annotation, molecular function: protein binding; asparaginase activity.